Messenger RNA from Diachasmimorpha longicaudata, 1297 nucleotides. It is a transcript of the gene 14-3-3zeta, whose product is annotated as 14-3-3 protein zeta. The record is from RefSeq and is a predicted model, not a curated record. Gene Ontology annotation, cellular component: cytoplasm. Gene Ontology annotation, biological process: intracellular protein localization; signal transduction. The transcript is spliced from 5 exons. NCBI's taxonomy places the organism in Eukaryota, Metazoa, Arthropoda, Insecta, Hymenoptera, Braconidae. Bases 424 to 1167 code for a protein of 247 amino acids.
UGCCGGCUCAGUCGUUGUGCGGGAGUGGUCAACGAGGGAUGUGUGGUGUCGUAACGAGUGAUUAAAAAAAAAAAGGGGAAAAAUAUCCAAAAAAAAAAAUAAUAAAUUAGAGAAACCAGAGCAGCGGCAUUGUACCAUCAAAUAAAAAAUCGUUAGUUUUUUUUUCAAGAACAUUUUGUCGUUCCCAGUUGUAUCGCAAGACUGUGGGCGUAACAUAAUUGGUCGGUAACACCGAGGAAUAUUCCUGUGAACGUGGAGUAAUUUUUUUUAUUUUUUUUAGAGUAAAAGACGUUUUAUUCUAGUCGGUAUAGAGGACAACUCGACCAAAAAUUCAUCUCUCUUGUGAUUGGAGAGUGAGAGACUCAAUAGCGAUAUUUAUUUAAGUAUUUAUUGUACAAAGGAUUUUUAAAAAUAGCCGACACAAUGUCUGUGGACAAAGAGGAAUUGGUGCAGCGUGCGAAGCUCGCUGAGCAGGCAGAGAGGUACGAUGACAUGGCUGCUGCUAUGAAAGCAGUCACCGAAACGGGGGUUGAAUUAUCGAACGAGGAGAGAAACUUACUCUCGGUCGCCUACAAGAAUGUUGUUGGAGCGAGACGCAGCUCGUGGCGAGUAAUAUCAUCGAUUGAGCAAAAGACCGAGGGAUCAGAGCGCAAACAGCAGAUGGCAAAGGAAUAUCGGGAAAAAGUUGAGAAGGAACUGCGUGAAAUUUGCUACGAUGUUCUGGGUCUUCUGGACAAGUAUCUGAUCCCCAAGGCCAGCAAUGCCGAGAGCAAAGUAUUCUACCUCAAGAUGAAGGGUGACUACUACAGGUAUCUCGCGGAAGUAGCAACUGGCGAAACCAGAAAUGCGGUGGUCGAGGACUCACAGAAGGCAUAUCAGGAAGCUUUUGACAUUGCCAAGGCGAAAAUGCAGCCUACACAUCCCAUAAGGCUCGGUCUUGCCCUCAACUUCUCAGUUUUUUAUUACGAAAUCAUAAAUUCCCCGGCGAGGGCUUGCCACUUGGCAAAGCAGGCAUUCGACGAUGCGAUCGCCGAAUUGGACACAUUAAAUGAGGACAGCUACAAGGAUUCCACACUGAUCAUGCAGCUGUUGCGUGACAACCUCACUCUCUGGACCAGUGACACGCAGGGCGAUGGGGACGAACCACAGGAGACUGGCGACAACUAACCCUCCUAAGAUUAAGUCCUAAUCCCCCUUUCUUAAACCUAAUAAGAAACAAAAAAAAACAACCAUCCUAUUCUCUAUCGUUCCCCCACUCUCUCCCUUCCCGUUUUUCUUCGAAAAAAAAAAAAAAGAA